Actinia tenebrosa (Australian red waratah sea anemone) is the source of this 1154-nucleotide messenger RNA. RefSeq names its product ciliary microtubule inner protein 2B. NCBI's taxonomy places the organism in Eukaryota, Metazoa, Cnidaria, Anthozoa, Actiniaria, Actiniidae. The record is from RefSeq and is a predicted model, not a curated record.
CGUGUAAGCCUAAACACAGCACUGUAACGGGGUGUCACGCUAGUCGUAUGCUUUAGAUCUUCAUUCUACCAUAAAACUACACAAGGCAGGAUGAACAAGACCAAGAAAUCUUCGUUAAUGACGCCAGAUCCUUACCAUAUCCCGGGGUACUGUGGAUAUUGCCCUCAAUUCAAGUAUGAAAUCGGAGAGACAUUUGGACGAACUACUUCAAGUCUGCUCACCAGUAACACUGUGUGUAGUUCAGGUAAACCAGUGUUAGCAAAUAUCGAAGCCGAWCUGCCACCAAAACAAGACAACAGAAGAGCCACUAUUGCAGCAAGAACAUUUAGUAUUGGCGACCAGAAACUCAGUGAUCAAAUGGUGCCAGGAUAUACAGGAUAUAUUCCCAAAGCGGAACACUACUAUGGSAAAUCUUAUGCAGAAACAUCGAGAAGUGCAAUAGCYAGUUUUCAGAAUGACCAGCUUGGUCAUCAUAGAGAUGCGAAAAAUCUCCGAACAAUUGCCRAUCUUCAACGAGGAAAACAKGUCCUUCCCGAACUCGUCUCGGAUAAAACUCGRGUCAUUUCUAAAUAUAGAGUUCCAYUGAAACCAAUAGCUGCGCAUCCCGAGGAAUACUACUCGACGAAGGCCAUGCAACAUUCCUUGUCUCCAUUCAUACUUAGCAACGACGACCCAAAGAAAUUCCUCAUGUCAGGAUACACGGGAUUUGUCCCGCUGUCCCGCGGGUACAUGGGGAUGGGAUAUCCYUCGUUGACAAACAAGGCUUUGUGCAGCUUUUCUGACGAGACAGCAAGAAUCAAGGCAGUUCAAGAUCAGCCAGUUGUGAUCAGAAGACCAGGYGUAAAGCCCGUGAAGACAAGUACGAUAUAUGAACUGCAAAACAGUGGUUUGGUACCACAUUACACUGGGCACGUUCCAGGAGAGAAGUUCCGCUAUGGCAUGACGUUUGGUUACAGCACACAGUUCGCWCAGAAAGCCCUGACAGCUUGAAAACAACUCCAGCCGCCUGGUGAAGUAAUCGAUGCAACCAUAUGAUGAUUUCCUUUACUCAACUUACAGAUURUAAAUGUUUGCGUUAAACGAAUCUACUUAUUUUAGAAGUAACGAAUGUUUUUUUUUUUUUUUUAAAAAUCUAACAGUUAUCAAAACCAACA